UAAUUUUACAUAACUUAGAGCUUACUGCUACUUCAGUUCAUUGCUUACUUUGACCAUAUGCUUUAACCCUGGAAAGCUUUUUCUGAUUGUAGAUCUGAGAAACAAUUUCUAACGAUGGCCGAAAAACCUGAUCCAGUUGUUGCUGAUCUCGAGCAAGAGGUGACCUGUGGCAUCUGUCAUGACCGCAUCCAGGAGCUAAAGCUGCUCCCUCGUUGUCACUACUACUGCAAGCAAUGCAUCCUCACACUCUCCAGUCGCUACCCACCCAACCAGCCGUUCCCCUGCCCCGACUGUCGUGAGCCCACUCUAUUGCCAGACAACAACCCAGACAGACUGACCACUGCGUUCUUCAUCAACCGGAUGAAAGCACUCCACUCGAGGAUGGAGAAAGCCCACGGCAAGUUAGAGGCCACCUGUGAAAUGUGCCCUGGGGAAAAGGCCACUGCAUUCUGCCGACAGUGUGUCCAGUUCAUUUGUGAGGAUUGUGUAAGAUCUCAUCAGCGUAUGAAAGUGUUUGCUACACAUAUCGUCUCUACUCUGGAACAGCUCAAACAGGGCGGAGUGAAAGAUCUAACAUUCGAAAGCCCACUACCCCCAAAAUGCGAGGAUCAUGAGGAGCCAAAGAAGAUUUUUUGUUUCGAUUGCAACAAGCUCAUCUGUCGAGACUGUGUUGUAUUCGAUCAUUGUGACCACAAGUCAGAGUUAGUUAAGAAAGCCGCCCCCGAAACUCGCAAAAAGCUGACGGAGCACCUCUCCCCACUCAAGAACCUACUGCCUCAUCUGAGCACCGCUGUGAAUCAAGUGAAAGGAACUAAACAGAAUAUACAGGCCCAGAAAGAACUGACAGAGAGACAAGUGAAUGCCAAGUUCCAGGAGCUACACGAUAUUCUCGAUCGAUGCAAAGUCCGUGUUUUACGAGAAUCUUCUGCUUUAGCUGAUUCAAAGAUGGAGAAGCUGACAGUUCAAGAGAAAGAUCUGGACCUGUCCCUAGGCACUGCUCAGAGUUUGAUUGACUUUGUAGAGCGUACACUGGAGAAUGCAAGUGAUGAAGAACUGAUUACGAUGCAAGAGCAGGUGGUGAGUCGAAUCGAUGCUGAGGUGGUGAAGGAAGCAGCCAAUUCUGAUCCAGUGGAGAAAGAUGAUUUUGGAGUUGAGGUGUUUGUUUAUAAGGGUCUCAAGGAGUUGUGUAAAAACAACGUUAUUGUGUAUGACGGUACAGUGGAUCCAACGAAGUGCACUGUGGAAGGAGAUGUAGUUAAAAAUGCUGAAAUCGAUAAACCUGCUUGCUUUUCAAUCAAUAUACACCAGCCACGACAAUUUUCAAAAGCUAAAGCAACUUUAAAAUUGCUAGCUGAUCAAUCAUCUCAACAGCUACAAGCAGUGCCUGUGAGGGGUGGAGUGUACAGUGUUGAGUACACCCCUAGGGUACGUGGUCGAUACCACCUCCUGAUCUCAGUGGACGACCAGCCUAUUUCAGGAAGCCCCUUCUCUGUGUUCGUCAAAAUACCCCCCACCAAGCUGGACAAACCUGUGAGGGUGAUAAGAGGAAUCAACAACCCUCGGUAUAUGGCAUUCAACUCAUCAGAAGAACUGAUUGUAACUGACUGGAACGGUGAUAUUUUGAUGUUUGACAAGAAAGGAAAACAAAUUCAAAGCAUCAGCAAAUCAAUACAUUGGUUUGGCAGUAUCUCUCGUGUGGCAGUAGACAAGGAAGACAAGAUCUAUGUCUCUGGCAGCAACAAACACUGCGUGUACAAAAGAGGAUAUCUGCUAAAAUGGUUUGGGACAAGGGAAAGUAUUCUAAAAAAACUCUACUACCCUCAAGGGAUAGCAGUCGCUGGUGAUGAAGUGUUUGUGUGCAAUCGAGGGAAUCACGGAGUCCAAGUGUUGACGACAGAGCUGGGGCCAGUCAAGCAGAUUGAUUUAAUGGAAACUGGUAAUGACCUACCAGAGGAUGUUGCGGUGGACAAUGUACAAAUGGUGUAUGUCACUGACUAUGGUAAUCAUCGUGUUCAAGUGCUCACUAUGGAUGAUCGGUUUAUUCACUCGAUUGGAAAGAAAGGAAAUGGACAAGGAGAUCUUUCUGGCCCUCGUGGUGUGUGUGUCAGUAGUUUUCUUUAUGUUGCUGAGUAUACUAACAAGCGCGUGUCAGUGUUCACUAAAGAUGGUCAGUUUGUCACAUCAUUUGGUAAUGGUCAUAUCACUUCUCUUAUGGAGUAGCUGUGGACAGUGAGUGGUGGUUUUGUGUAUGUGUGCAGUGAAGGAUCUGUUGUUAUCUUUUAGUGUUUUGUGGUUGUCUUCACUUUGUUACUUACCUUAUUUGUGUGUGUGCAGUAGCAUAUAUCUGUGGUUUUGUAGUCUACCAGUAUAUAUGUGUAUAUUGUUUAUUGAUUGAA
Halichondria panicea is the source of this 2396-nucleotide messenger RNA. Its product is annotated as E3 ubiquitin-protein ligase TRIM71-like. The record is from RefSeq and is a predicted model, not a curated record. Lineage: Eukaryota; Metazoa; Porifera; Demospongiae; Suberitida; Halichondriidae. The transcript has 2 exons. Gene Ontology annotation, molecular function: protein binding; zinc ion binding. Bases 115 to 2220 code for a protein of 701 amino acids.